AUGCUGAAACUCUCCGCAGCGACACUUUGCCUUUGUUUGUUGAUGCUGGAGACAUCUGUCAACCGGGGAACUUGUUCACCGGACGGCGUCCAGAGCUCCGAUGAAGAUGCUUUCACCAUCCAGCAUUCCACCACGGGUAAAUGUGUGGAAAAGGGACUCUCAAAAACCUUUACAAUCACCACCUGCAACUCCACCCUCAGAUCCCAGCUGUGGAAGUGGGGUUCAGGCGACAGGCUCUUCCACGUGGCGUCGUCUCUCUGCUUGGCGCUGAACGUCAGCUCGAAGACGCUUGCCCUGGUCGACUGUGGCUCCACCGUUCCUUUGACGUGGCACUGCCUCGACGGACUGGUGUACACAGUUUACCAGAUGGGCCUGACGGUCACCAAAGAUGAAGUUGGGCCCAAGCGGGACUCUAAAGACUCUUGGGUUAGAGGAGGAACCCAAGAGAACAUCUGCCAGAGGCCUUAUCAUGUUGUUCACACCACCAGAGGGAACUCUGCAGGAGCCCCAUGCCAGUUCCCCUUCAAAGUCAACAACACCUGGCAUCACGGAUGUAUUCCUGAUACAAACGUCCCCAGACUGUCCUGGUGUGCCACAUCCUCAGACUUUGACUAUGAGCAGAAGUGGGGGAACUGUCUAUUACCUGAGGUGGGCUGCCAGACCCUGUUCUCCGGACCGCCUGGGGGACCCUGCUACGAGUUUGUUUCCGGCGCCGCGGUGACCUGGCAUGAAGCUUUGCAUUCUUGUCGCAGUCAGGGAGCCGAUCUUCUCAGUCUGUCAGAGUCCGAUCUCAACUCCACAGCCUUUUUGGGCCGACUUCGUGAAAUGCCAGAGAGGAUGUGGAUCGGCCUUCACCAACUGGACAGCUCCCAGGGAUGGCAGUGGUCAGACGGAUCUCCUCUUUAUGUCUUGCGCUGGGAAGCAGGAAUGCCACUCACCUCGUUCCUUAUCGAGUCAGACUGCGGCGUCUUAAAUUCUGGAAAGAACUUUGAGUCUGAAUCAUGCAACAAAAGGCUGCCGUACAUCUGCAAGAAGAGGGUGAACGCCUCCGACACGACGGCCACAGGACCUUUAGUAAAUAAAGAAACAGUGUGUUCAGAGGGCUGGGUGCCAUGGAACGGCUGGUGUUACAAGUUAAUUAACGACACCAACGAACAGAGGAACUUUGUAGACGCUCAAAAAUACUGCAACAACACAGAAAGAGGAGCGCAGCUAGCUAGCUUCCACUCUAUUGACAACAUCGAGAUGAUCAGCACGUAUUUUCCAACAGAUAGGAAUUUUGCUGGUGCCUGGAUUGGUCUCAAGGGUCAUGGAUUAAAACCCACCGUCUUCAUGUGGACUGACAAGGAGCCUGUCAGUUUCACCUACUGGGACCAAAACCAGCCUGUCCAGAAAGCUCAGGAUCCCACCUGUGUCUUCUACUAUCGGGAGUCUCAUGGUUGGCGGGUUGGGGACUGCUCAACGAAGAUGUCUUUCAUGUGUCAGAAAAAAGGAGUCUUCAAUGAGUCGUCAGUACAAGCUGGAUGUCGCUACGAAGAUGGGUGGAGGAGGCAUGGCAGCUCCUGCUAUCUAAUGAGGACUGAACAAGUGCCCUUCAAAGACCACUGUAACGUCACUAUAAGAAACAGGUUUGAGCAGGCCUUCAUCAACCGUCUGCUUGCGGAACACAUCAGCAAAGACCCUCAGUAUUUCUGGAUUGGCCUGCAGGACAUCAAGAACACAGGAGAGUAUCAGUGGAUGAGCCAGGGCGACUCCUCGGGCGUGGUCACGUAUACUAACUGGGGCUGGUUUCAACCAGAUAGGGACGGAGGUUGUGCUGUGAUUUCGACAGCAAAGCCACUGGGCAGGUGGGAAAUAAAGAACUGCAGUCUUUUCAAAGCCGGCACAAUCUGUAGAACAGACCUCCAACCACCUUCAGCACCAGAACCAGAACCGGAUCCUAACGCGACCUGUGCUGAUGGAUGGAUGACUUUAACAGACAGCAAAUACUGCUACAAGGUGUUUCAUGAGGAGCGGCUCAGCAGGAAACGCUCCUGGGAGGAAGCCAGGAGGUUCUGUCAGGCUCUGGGAGCCAACCUGCCCAGUUUCACAAACAUAAAAGAGAUGGCAUUUCUGCACCGCAUUAUGAGGAAUUCAAUUAGCGAUGAUCGGUUCUUCUGGGUAGGCCUGAACAGAAGAAAUCCAACCGAUCAAUCCUGGCAGUGGAGCGAUGGCCAUCCUGUAUCCCUCGAUGUUUUACACCACGAGUUCCACGAGGACGACGGCUACAACAGAGACUGCACAGCUUUCAAGUCAAUGAAGAGAACCUUUACACACCUGCUGCUCUACUUUUAUGACAUAAACAUCCCACCGUUCUUUGCCACGCCAUUCCACUGUGACGCUCAGCUGGAGUGGGUCUGCCAGAUUCCCCGCGGAAUUAAACCGAAGACUCCAGAGUGGUACAAGCCUGAUGGGCACCAUGAGACCUCUGUCUUCAUAGAUGGAGCUGAGUUUUGGUUCGUAAAGGAGCCCAAGCUAAGCUUCAAUGAAGCUACUCAGUAUUGCAAUGCAAAUGGCAGCAAACUGGCUUCUCCGACAAGCAUCAGUGCAACUGCAAAGAUCCAGCAACAACUGGAAAAUUUGGGUGGACCAGAAAAUCAAAAAUGGUGGAUCGAUGUGACACACCCCGGCCGGCUGUUCCCCCCUACGUACACCCAGAUGCACUUUUACCGCUCUCAGUUUUUGGGCCGAUGCACUUACAUCACUCCUAAAAAUCCUUUUCCAGGCAAUGAUCUAAGUUGUCAGCCGAAAAAUCCGUUUGUGUGUGAAAAGCUCAACGUCACGUCAGUGGAGAAAAACCCUGCGAAACCCCAACCUGAAAGAUAUCCUUGUGGAGGCCACUCAGUCUCCUUCAGGAACAAGUGCUACACACUGUUGAACAAGACCUCUAUAGCGUUCAAAGAGGCCAAUGAAGAGUGCAAAUCUUUGAGGGGAACCCUGGUCACCAUAUCAGAUCAAGUGGAACAAGACUUCAUCAACACUCUGUUAUCAAGUGUGGUACAUAUGGAAAGAGUAUGGAUUGGUAUGAAAAUCGAGCAGAACAACUUCCAAUGGGUCGAUCAGACCCCAGUGAACUACUAUAACUUUAACCCUCUGCUUCUGGGCAUGCACAAGUCUAUGGGAAUCAGGACUUUGGAUCCCGAGGGUUCGGUCAUUUGUGCGUUCCUGAUCAAUAAUGACCACUCUGACAUGCUGGGAACCUGGGACUACUCUCCUUGCACCCAGAGUCAAAAUCUGGGCAUUUGCCAAUACUAUGCAGAUAAAACAGAAGAGAAGACCGUUAUCACUGAAAAGCCUUUGAAUGUCAAAGACUACUCUUUCCUACUGGUUUCCAAAAAUCUUACCUGGUUUGAGGCUUUGGAGUACUGCAAAAGUAAAAGUAUGUAUCCAGCGAGCAUUGCCGACGCCUCCGUGCAGUCCGUCCUCAGUGUGAACGUGAACCGCGUUGGAACCGCCAUGUGGAUCGGCCUUUUUAGCGAAGAUAGUGGACAGCACUACCGGUGGACCGACCACAGUCACACUGUGUUCAGUCGAUGGUCUUCAGAGCCCACCAGCGGAGGGUGUGUGUACCUGGACACGGACGGCUUCUGGAAAGCCACAGAAUGCGAGGAUCGGCUUGAAGGCGCCAUCUGCUACAAACCGCACAAUGAAGUCAUUCCCUCACCGGAGCACGCUGCCACUAAAUGCCCUCAUAACAUGAAAGGACCAAACUGGAUUCCCUGGAUGAGCAACUGUUACACCUUUCAACUCGUCCCAACCAGAUGGGAUGCUUUUAAAAAGAAUAAAAUGGAGGACACCUGCAAAGAACUUUAUCCAAACGCCUCCAUCCUAACCAUCAGGAAUGAGAAGGAGAACAAGUUCAUCGCAGAAAAGCUCAAAUCCUACGAAAGCUUAGUUCACUUUGUUUGGCUGGGAAUGUUCAGAAAUAGUGAUAACCAGACCAUGUGGCAAGAUGGUACGAGUGUCCAGUACUCCAACUGGUUGAAAGGCAGACCCAAUUUAAACGGCACCUUCAUGGCUGGUCUCACGACUGAGGGAACCUGGAUUCUCUUAAAAGACAAAGACACCUUUGAGGCGUUCAGACAAAAGUCAAUUGUUGUCUGCAAGCUGGAUAACGAGCCCAAAACGGAGUACAAGCGUUUGCUCAAGAACUUGAAGGCCUACGAGACCCUCUCUUAUGAGGUCGUCACCAAACAGUUAAAUUGGUCUCAGGCACUAGAAGAGUGCAGUCAGCGUGGGGGUCACCUAGCAAGUGUUCAUGACACAAAGCACAACGAGCACCUGCAGCUCAUCGCCAAGACGGAUGGCUUCCCGCUCUGGAUUGGCCUGUCAAACCAGGACGUCAGUGGCUCAGCCUUCGAGUGGUCUGAUGGGACGAAACUUAGGUACAACCACAAGAUCACAGAAUCGCUGACGGACUUCAGCUCAAGCGAGCCCAGUUGUGUGCUCAUGAACCCUGCCGGAGAGUGGGUGAAAACCCUCUGUGAUACCUUGCAAGACGGCGCCAUCUGCUACACCACCAACACCACCACGUCCUCCCAAAGAGCUAAGCUGCAAACCGCCCUGGAGAACAACUCCUGCCCUCAGGGCAACGGGACGUCUAGAUGGGUUCAGCAUCAGGAUCACUGUUAUUUAUUCGACGGGAGCUUCUAUAAUUACAGUGUUUACUUCAUGGAGCAGGCCAAGACGAUAUGUCAGCAGAUGGAUGCUCAGCUACUGACAAUCAAAACCAAACAGGAGAACGACUUCUUGAACAAGCACCUCACCGACGACCCUCUCAUCACCAGUCGAGUUUGGCUCGACGUCAAAUUAGACUCUGCAGGUAAACCUGUGUCCUGGCAGGAUGGCUCGACCUUGUCCUACACGAACCUGAAGUCUGAGCCCUCAUCGUCAGGGAAGCAGUUGAACCCUAACUGCGUUGUCAUGAUGGCAGGAGACGUCGGCGACUGGAAGCUGGUCAACUGUGAAUCCACCAAGAGCCGUGUGGUCUGCAAAACUCAAGCAAAGUCUUCGGGCUCCCCUGUUGCACUGGGACUCUUCAUCAUAGUCCUCCUCGUUCUCCUCCUGGCCAUCGCCUUUAUCAUCUACAAGAAGAAGCGGUCCUACUUCUCCUCAGCGGUUCGCUACGAGAGGACCCUUGAUGACUUGGACACCACCAGUAUAAUAACAGGAAAAGAUUGAGCUUGUCUUGGCGUUCAGCCUCAGGGACUACUGCUGUGCCUGCGUCAUACCUACAUUCUCUACUCCUCAACAACAGUGGAUGCAGCCUUCCUAGUUCUUUUGUUUUAUUAUUUAUUUUUUUUCACUCCAGCCUUAAUGAAAAAAAAAAA
This is a messenger RNA of Poecilia reticulata (guppy), 5369 nucleotides long. RefSeq names its product lymphocyte antigen 75 (gene ly75). NCBI's taxonomy places the organism in Eukaryota, Metazoa, Chordata, Actinopteri, Cyprinodontiformes, Poeciliidae. The record is from RefSeq and is a predicted model, not a curated record.